CAAGGGUUUCUAUGGCACCAGCCGACAAACAGGAGUCGGUCCAGCCCGGGAGUUCUUUUUCCCACCGAGUCGCAACUGCAGGUUCCCCUUUCGAGAAAGAGGUCUCGGUGAUGUAGGGACUACGUAGACAAAUCUCUGCAGUUUUCUUGACAAGUAGUUUGCCAUUGUCUGCCUCCUAGGGCUGAGAGAGAGUGACUGGCUCAUGGUUACCUAGCUGGCUUGGUGCCUAAGGCAGCUCUAGAAGUCAAGUGAGAUGAACUCCAUCAAUUCAUUUGAAGCUGAGUACAUAAAGAAUUUGCAAAAACAAAUCUGCUUACUAGAAUAUGAGACGGCUUAUCUCGUCAACUAGAGAGAAGGCUAAGAAGGCUACACACAUCCCACCUAAAGUUACUAGAAAAGCCACAAAGCUGUUGCAGACACUGAAGGAACUGGAAGCCACCAUAAACAGAACAGAAAUAGAUAUAGCAAAGAAAGAAAAUAGCACCAAACAUUAUGAAACUGAAACUCAAGCAAUACACAAACGUCUUCAAGUACUGUCUGAUGCAAGUGCUAAAGAAAAGCUGCUAUUAAUGGAGGAGGUUACGAAACUGAAGAAAAUGCUUGAACACUCUACCCAGGAUAUUUCACACAAAGAAGCAGAACUGCUAAAAAUUCAGAGAGAAAUGCAAGAGACUGUGAAUUCAGUGAAAGAAAAAGAACAUGCUGUCUGUCUUUUGGAAUCAAAAUGUCAGCAGAAGAUUUGGCAGUACCAAGACAUGGAAAAAAACCUUUCAGAACUCAGAUCACAGUGCACACAACUGCAAGCAUUGCUUUACCGCUUAGAAGAGAAAUUAUCAACGAGGUCCCAAUCUGCACAAGAGACUAUUGUUAAGGAACUUAGUGAGGAAGCUGAAAAAUUAAGGCAGAUACUCAAGGAAAAUAAGCUUUCGGCUGAUGAAGAUAAGUAUUUGCUCAACAAGAUGGCAGAAGAUUGUGGACAUCUGACAAAAGAAAAUAGUGUUUUACAUGCUCAAAUACAGAAAGCUACUAAGCAUCUAAACCAGGAAAGGCAGCUGAGAGAGGAGGAAACUACUUCCUAUUCAAGAAGCGUGUCUGAGCUAACAUCAGGAAGAGAGAAAACAUGGCAACUGAAGCGGAAACUCACCCACUUGAAGACUCUGUUACAAAACCUAAGACAGAAAGUUCUUAAAGCUCAGGAACAGUUACUUCAUCUACAAGAAAGAAAAUCUACAGAUCACAAAAGGCAACAUCUUCAUACACAACUAAUUCAUUUAGAAAAUCAACACAUCAAAGUGCAACUGGAAAAUUCUAAACUAAGAACAGAGAAAAAUCAUUGGGUGGAACAUAUUUCUCAAAUACACAAACAGAUUGCUGAAAACCACAAUGAAAUCAGUUUUCUGCAUAGCCAUGUUUAUAACUUGUCGUGUGAUCUCAACAAUUUGAAAUCUGAAGUCAAUAUGCCCUCUAUUCCACAGAAGGGGAAAGUGAUCACCAAUACAUUAACAACAAAUUGUAGUUCAAUGAACUAAGUUAAAAAGUAAUUAAUUUUCGCUUAUAUAAAUAUCAUUCUUUGAAAAGUUUCUUUAAAUUAAGUUGUUGUAUUUUAUAC
Thamnophis sirtalis is the source of this 1609-nucleotide messenger RNA. The record is from RefSeq and is a predicted model, not a curated record. Lineage: Eukaryota; Metazoa; Chordata; Lepidosauria; Squamata; Natricidae.